Populus trichocarpa (black cottonwood) is the source of this 1470-nucleotide messenger RNA. RefSeq names its product protein IN2-1 homolog B. The coding region runs from base 139 to 594 and encodes 151 amino acids. Gene Ontology annotation, molecular function: glutathione transferase activity. The record is from RefSeq and is a predicted model, not a curated record. The transcript is spliced from 8 exons. NCBI's taxonomy places the organism in Eukaryota, Viridiplantae, Streptophyta, Magnoliopsida, Malpighiales, Salicaceae.
CUUGUAUCUUGAUACAGAAUUGUGCCACCCAUAUCAAUAAUGGUCCUAGCCCAUGGUUAUAAAGCAUAGUGAUCUGAGGUAGACCGGAAAGGAGGACAAGAUCUCCCCUGUAUGAGGUCCUCCUAGUACAGGAACCGCAUGGGUAAAUUCGGUGGCAACAAGAAAAUUUACUUAGGUGCGAAAGAAGUUCUUUCACCAGCUCUUACUUCUAAUCCAGACCCACCACCAGUUUUUUAUGGAAUAACAAGUUGUGCAUAUAGUACGUGUGUCCUUGUGCACCGCGUGCUUGGAUUGCCCGGAAUUGCUAGGUUAUUUCGACAAGAUAGGCCUGCCUGGUGCAAGGAGAAAGAGUAUCCUACUAUCAAGGUGCCUUCACUGGAACAUAAUAAUGAAGUGAAAGGAGUGUCUCUUGAUUUGAUUAAAUGUAUCGACAGUCACUUUGAUGGUCUAUCAUUUUUUCCUCAUGAUCCUGCAAAGAAAGAAUUUGCAGAGGAGUUGUUUUCCUGCUCUGGUUCAUUCAGCAAAUCCAUAAAUUCCACAUUCAAAGGUGAAGCAGAUGAAGCUGGUGGAUACAGCUUAUGCUCCAUUUAUUGAAAGAUUUCAGCCAAACUUGUUGGAAUUUAAGAAGUACGCCGUCGCUGCUGGAGGCCUAAACUGGCUACUUGGAUUGAGGAGAUGAACAAAAUCUAGGCUUACAACCAAGCCAGGCGCAAUCCAAAGCAGCGCGUGGAAACCUACAAGAAACGCUUUACGGUUAUAUUUCAAUGAACCCCCACUACAAUACCCAGGGAUGCUUCUCGUUUAUAUAUCCAUGUCGUGGUAAUGUGUUCAGCGUAAUCAGCAUGAGCAUUCUCUAACUGAGAUCACAAACAUACCGCGGCAGGAAAAAAUACACCAUGGUUUCUGCUUGUUUUUUCAGCAAGCAAAGGCAGCCUAAAACAACCCAAAUAUUGCUGAGUGCUAGCUACAGUAUCAGCCUCGUCAACAUGUGGCACCGCAGAUGCUAGAGUAGAAGAUCUGAAGGAGGUUCUUAUCGUUUACAAAGCAACAUAUUGCAAUGUCAUGUAAAAGCCUCCACAUGCAUCAGGUUCGAGUACGGCUGUCAAUGUUAUCACUUCCGAACUUGCAACACGAAGAUUGAUUCUCGGUGUAAUGGUAACUCUCUUGAUUUGGUGAUCCUGUCUUGGUUCUACAUCACAAGGGUAAAUCAUCGUCUAAUGACUUCCAUAGAGAUUAGAAAACAACUUGAGAUCAGUCAUCACUGUGACUCAAUUCUGGCACUAUGCUGAAAUGCCACAGGCCAUAAGAAUGAUGUGAUCAUAACAUUGCAUCUCACUGGAGUAUUAUCCGCAAGAGCAUCUCAGAUAAAAGUAACAAACUUGACAAAAACAUCGGAAAAUUAUUUAAGUUCUUAAUUCUCUGUAAUUCUUGUUUCUUGUUUACAUUGGAAUGGACGAUAUUUUUUCUUCA